Messenger RNA from Physcomitrium patens, 5259 nucleotides. RefSeq lists its product as uncharacterized. NCBI's taxonomy places the organism in Eukaryota, Viridiplantae, Streptophyta, Bryopsida, Funariales, Funariaceae. Gene Ontology annotation, biological process: intraciliary transport involved in cilium assembly. The record is from RefSeq and is a predicted model, not a curated record.
AGAUUGAGGAGGUGGGACCAUUCUCGAUCGAGUUGAUGACUUGAUUAGCAUACGAUGUCACUCUCGUCCAUAGCGCUGGAGAAAAUGGGCCAGAAGAAAUCUAUUGUCAAGACUGCAACAAUCUCAACUAUCAAUAUUGGUUUAGAAGACUUCCCAGAAACUAAGUCUUUGGAGGAACUUCAAUACAGCUGCUCGCAUCGACCUUUACGUCGGCUUAGCGGUUCUAUGCAUUCCAAUAUGCCAGCCACGUCUAAAGCACCCCCACGACACACCAUCCAAAUCAACAAAUCAUCCUCUUCUUCUGAAGUCAAUAGCAGAAAUGUGUCUGCGCGAUGUUCCAAUCCUGUAUUCUACUCUCUUGUUAACAAGGGGAAGAAAUUCCCCUUGGACAACUUAGCAAGAACCCCAAAUCGCGAUAUCAGUACGUCUGAAGCACCAUCUCGACAGGCAACACCAGCACGCGCACAGAAGCAAAGACCGAGUACAGCAGGGGCUAGCUGUGAGAAAUCAUCUGAGAGAAAGUGUGAAAUGUUUUCUGAGCGGCACAGCUCGUGUGAACUGUAUGAGAACUCGGGAGGCGACAGAAAGCCCACUUGUCCACCUCUGACUAGGAAGUUGUUUUCUGGCGGUAGCCCAGCCCCGCUGCAGAUUCCGUCACGGCAGGUGAGGCUAAAUAAUGAGAUUGAACUCAGCCCCCUCAGCAUGCAGGAUAUGAGUGAGGGUUUGAACAAGAUAGAGGAACUGAUCUUCCCCUUAAAAGCACAAGAAGUCGUCAUGAGGGAAAACAUGGCGUUCGAGGUCUCCCCGAUGCUCUCUUCAAGUUUUGCAGAGCUAGAGGAUGGUGCCAUGAAACCAUUAUACAUGGCUCCGCUAAGAACAUUAGAUACUAAGAAUAGCGAUAGCGAGCUAGAAAUCCAAAAGAAUUUGACAGGGGAUUGCUGUCGUCAUCGACGGGCAAAAAGCACUACGAAGGGUAGGAGAAGAAAAGAUAGACCCAUGUCGUGUUUCGAGAGGUCCCAAGGAAACGACAACGAGGUGAAAUUUAAGGAAGGGGUUACUCGAAGAUGGAGAAAUGUCGAGUCCUCGAGUAGAUCUUUACCAUUGGAUGGCGAUUGCAACGAUACUGAUAGUGCUGAAUCCACUGAGGGGGGCGGAGAAGAGCAGUUAGUUCGCAGAAGAUGGCCCAAAAUUCCUCAGUUCUUCUCGAGCUCCGCCAGGUCCCCGACAAGUGCUCAGCACUCUGUAUCUGAAUCAGAGUCGUCAUUUAUAGAGACUCAAGGUAUACCUACACAAGCUGAAGCCGAUGUAGAAUCUGCUGUAGGGGAACAGGGAGACAUUUCAAGCAAGCCUGAAAGCAGGUUCAUGAAUAAAUUGGUGAAUUCAAGGUGGUCCAGAUUGGAGGAAAGUAAUCCUACAAGCGACAGAACCACUGGACACGAAUCUGUCACCAACAUGGAGCCGAGAGAAGGAAGCAGAAGGUCUCAAGAAUGCGUGUUCAAUGAGAAGAGGUACGAAGGGUUCGAGGAAGAAAAUGAAGUUCUCUCCAAAAUUGCGCCUCACGAUGGACUGGAUCAAGAGAUUGAGAAUGUAGCGUGUACCUCUCUACCCUCGAAAGAGUCGCAAAUCUUCAGCCCACAUAACUUUGGAAAGAAUAUCACAAUGAUUGUCCUUCCCACAUCUAUCAUCUCUUGUGGGCAAACCACCAGUGCAACCAGGUCACCAAGGAACACCCAACAACGAUCAUCGCAAUCCAGCGGGGGCCAACUGCUUAUCCCCACCAAGGAAGCGCAAGAUCACACCUUCAACUCAAGCAAAGUAGGGACAAUACAGCAAGAGGACGACCAAGAUCAUGAACCUGAAGUAAACCCAGUCUCUAUCGUGGAAGUUGCAUCCCCACAAAUCAAGAAACAAAUUCUGGCAAAUUUUUUGGAGAAUGUAUCACCGCAGAAACAAUUGUCCUAUUAUGAAGACUCUGAAUCCAUUGCAUCCGAGAGCGCAGACGAGAAACAUGUCGACUCCAGCAUCGCCCACCAUCAAGAUGAUUUAGAAGCUGAAGCACGAGCUAGCAAUGAUAUCGGAUGCUACAAUGAUCGAACUAACCAUGCUUCUCUUGAGAAGUAUGCACAAAGGAGCAUUGAUGUGGAGGACAAGGCUCCCACUAGUAUGGCAAUGCAAGCUAGCAAACCUGAUGAAAAAUACAUGCACGCAUCGUUGUCUACGGAGAAAUUGAGCAGUAUUUUAUCAUAUCUUGGUCAGGUAGAGGAGUCCAAUCGGCAAGAGAUUUGUGGUGUUGCAAAAGAGAGAGGAAGUAUAAAAGGAACUUACUUCCACAACCCUAGGGAGAAUGCCUCACCAAAAGCUGUGUUAGAGCACACUGAGGAUGCAUUUUCCCUCACAUGCUCGUCACAAACACCAAAUUCUGGUUUCUAUUCAGCAGCAGAAGUUGGUGGGGAAUUCAGAAUCGAUGAUAGCAAUCCCGCUGUUGGUGCUUCCACCGUUUUCGACGCGGUUAGGAAGAAGGUGCAGGAGCUUAAGCUUGAGAUCGCUGAGCACGAAACUAAGAUCGCCCAGUUAAAAUCUGACAAUGAGAAGCUUAUCCGAGACAGGGAGAAACAUAUGCACAUGGAAAGAGAGAAGUAUAAUAAAGAGCUAGAGAAUCAAGCGGCAGAGUACAAAUUGGUCAUCCAGCAUCACUUGUCGGUGAACGAGAAGAUGCUGCGGGAUAAAGAACAACUUUCCGAAAAGUGUUGUAAUCUUGCUGGAAUACUCUCCAUUGCCGAAUCUAAGUUUGAUGAAAAGGUGAAACAACUCUCCGAGCACUGGUCUCGAGAGAUGAAGAAGGCCAAGGAUCUCUGGGCUGUCGGAGAAAAACAAAGGCAGAAACAAUGGCAAUUAAAGAAAAUUAAAGAACUGAAGGAGACCGCCAUUCGGGGUCUGGAGCCGCACCUCGACAAUCUCAAUGAUAAACACAGGCAAGAAAUUGCAAAGCUUGAGUCUAGAUUUGCUGGGGAUUUGCAAAGUCAGCUGGAUUCACAGAACGUGGAUCAUCGACGCCAAAUAUGCGAAUUGCGAGACCAACUGCUGCAGGAUAGAGAUAAGAUGCUAGAUAACGAGCGCCUGGCUGCGCAUGCUCGAAUGGCGGAAGUUGCUGAGAAGUUUGAACAACAAGCUAUUCAGCAACGAUUGCGAGUUGCCUCUGAGAUAACAGCUCAACUUGAACGGUCUGAGGCAGGACGUCGGGAGGAUAAACAAUAUUCCCAGGAACUUUUUGCUCGACUUCAAAAGGAGGCUUCCGAAAGGGAGGAGACAUUAAGGAAGGAGAUGGAAAAGAAAGUUGAAGAAAUGUCAACUAAGAAGGACUGUCACAUAGAGCAAUUGAAAUCCCAAAUGGUCGCAACAACUCGCCAAUUUCAACAACAGAUCAACGAUCGUGUCACUGAAGGAAUGAGAGGCAGAGAGAAGGAGCUGCGAGUCAAGUUGACGAAAGAACGAGAUGAGCAGAUCGAAUUAGUCAUCGAACGACUCGAGACUGAGAAGGAAGAGUUGAUAAAACAAAACACGAAGGAGGUGGCGGCGAAGGUUAACGAAAUUCAUGCAGAGAAACGUGAGGUUGAACAAGAGUUGAAGGACUUCAAGUCCAAACUGACAGAGCUCAGUAAUGCAGUACUUUUGCGCAAAUCGGAAGCGGAAAUGGAGCUCGCAGAAGCAUGGCAAAAAAUCCAGUCAUUGCGUGGGGAGAUACAAGACCAAGCUCGUGUGAAUGAUGAGCUUCGUCAUCAGGCUUCACUGCAAGAGGCCAAGCUGAAGAGUCAAGAAGAAGCUUAUGAGGAGAGUCUAAAGGAGGAGAAGACACGAUUCCAGCAAAUAAUAGAAGACUUGAGCCAUAGCAACUCCAAGGCUGACGAACUUCGCGCUCGCAAGGUUCUUCUAACUGCACACAAUAUUAUGGCUGAAGAAUUAGCGGAAGUUGAAGCCCGAGUGCGACAAGCAAUAGUGAAGAAGGACGUUGUAAUUGCAAACUUACGAGAACAACUAGUGUCAGCACACAUUCACAUAAAGAAUACUGAGUUUCUUCUUCAGCGAGAACAUAAUGCACUCAUCUCAGAGUCUUCGACUUCUAUGAAAGCAUUAGACGAGAAAUGCAACCCAUGAAACAAUUAUUACUACCAUGUCAUCUUUGAGCACAACAAACAUUAAAAAAUACAGAAGAUUUAACUAGUAGAAACCUCUCUACUCUUACUGUUGCAUAGACUACAGGCUAUCUAACCAGAUACAAUUUACCUCCAUUUAUCCAUAAGUAAGUUCUACUGUACACCACCAGAUACUGAAUUCUCCGAAAGCAACGUUAUAAUCAAAUCCUUGAUUUGUUUACGAAAAGUAGUAAUUUUGUGGAAAUCCCACCUAUUGAGGCAAUGUUCUUGAAAAACUUAUAAUACCUACAAGCAACUUAAUGUACCAGAAACAUUAUUUUUUGAAAAAACCCAUAAUGUAUUCUAUGUGGCCUAAGAUGCAAUGUUGGCGUCUUUGGUGGGACUUUAAAGAUAAGUUCAACAAAAUAAGUUUUACCCAAUAUUGCUACAAAUUCCACUACAUUGUUACAUUUGAUUGAGUUAACCAUAUAGUUUGUAAGAUUGAAAUAAGAUUCAAAGGCUCAACCAAUUACUAAUUCAAUCUUAGUUAUAAGAAAGCAAAAGUCAGCAAAAGAAACUUUUAGUCUAAUUUGAAACCCUCUCAUAACACCAGGCACAAAACGAUAAAAACAAACAAACAAACCCAAUCCAGUCUCUCAGCGUCGUGUUGAUGUGAUCGCCAUGUGCUUGUGGAUCGCCGUUCACAACGCAGUCUAAAGCACAAGCAAACGAAGAAGAACCAUGGCAUCAAAUGGGUCCACCAAGCAGAGGAGCAACGCCAUCGCUGAGGAUUUGUUGGACCUGCAGGAAGUGGAGGAGGAAGUCAUCUACUUGAUCAGCAUCAGGAGAGCCUUCCACUGCUGUUUGUCCAGGAUCAGCUCGUUCGGGUGCGAGAUCCACACCAGCAGUGAGGCGUUCAUCUCAUCCUGGAGGGAUUCGUGACCACCGCCGAAGUCUUAACUCAACAGGUUCUAGAACCUGCGGAGGAUCAUCGAGGACCACAACAAAUCUCCCAUCAUGUUGCAUAGCAGCAGCAGGUUCAUGAGAGAUCGACGAUAUCAUUAACGGGGUGACAAGUUUCUCAUUUUUCAAGUUUCGGGAAGGAGUCCCUGGAAGUGGAGGACUAGUC